This is a messenger RNA of Ornithodoros turicata, 618 nucleotides long. RefSeq lists its product as uncharacterized. The transcript is spliced from 2 exons. Gene Ontology annotation, molecular function: nucleic acid binding; RNA-DNA hybrid ribonuclease activity. NCBI's taxonomy places the organism in Eukaryota, Metazoa, Arthropoda, Arachnida, Ixodida, Argasidae. The record is from RefSeq and is a predicted model, not a curated record. The coding region runs from base 1 to 618 and encodes 205 amino acids.
AUGGGCAUCCGCGGCUCCUUGGCCCCGGUGGUAGUGAGUAUCCUGACGGCGCUCAAGGUUCUUGGGGAAGAGGGACACCGGUUGACCCUACAGUGGGUCCCCGGCCACAUUGGCAUUCAGGGCAACGAGGAGGCAAAUUUUGCGGCUGCUGCGGCCCAUCGUAUCUGCAGAGCCGUGCCCAUUAUCCUUCCCAACGGAGAUAGACGCUUCUACUUGUCUGCGUUGGUGUCACCCUUGGCCCGCCAGCAAUGGCGCCAUGACAUCACUCGAUGGUCACUCCUCCAUGCAGCGGACCCGUCAUUACCAUUUAAGGUGCCAGGCGGCUUCCCUCGCAGCUUUACGUCACUUCUGCGGCGUCUACGACUCAACGGCGCCUUAACCCCUGUGUUCCGGAUUAAGCUGGGUUACAGUAACACGGCGCUGUGCCCAGCUUGCCGCACCCCAGCUACGAUUCCCCGUAUCAUCGAGGACUGUGACCGGUACACGUAUGAACGCCGAGUGUUUCGACGCCAACUGGAGCUCCUUGACCAUGGACCAUUCAUCUUGUCCAAAAAAGGUGUAGAACUCCGCAACUCUGAGUUUACUCCUAGCGCUUCCGAGCUCCGGCCACAUGCUUGA